Molecule: messenger RNA, 2344 nt
Organism: Punica granatum (pomegranate)
Lineage: Eukaryota; Viridiplantae; Streptophyta; Magnoliopsida; Myrtales; Lythraceae
Source: RefSeq, a predicted model, not a curated record
UUCGUGCUCGGAUACAUUCAUUAAAUUCCACUAGGAAAAGCCAGGAAAGUUGUCUUGGCGCCAUAUAUGUUAAUCACUCAAAACUCUAUGGAAAGUUCACCAUAAAUUCUCAAAUUCUCACCUCAUCAACUCCAUUUCUCAUCCUCAUCUUCUGUCUAAGAAAAAGUGAUGAACUUCACUCUCCUGCUAGCAAUCCUCUUGAUCAUAUGUCUCCUCAUGCCCCAUUCAGGGUACUUGAAGUUCAACUACUCGACCUUCUACACUGAAGACGAGGAUAAUUUCAUCAGAAGGAAUUCCUACAUCGUUCUCAAUGCGAUUCAGGUGACCCCCGACGUGAAAGGCGCGCAGAUAUCCAACAGAUCGGGGCGAAUCUAUUACGAAAAGCCACUGAAGCUGUGGGGACGUAGAAAGGGAGGUUCUCGCGCUGUGGCAUCCUUCGAUACCACAUUCGUGCUUAACAUCAGUCCCCAGACCGACCCUGGAGGUGAUGGUUUGGCCUUCAUAUUGGCGGGAGAUACCACCCUUCCGACUAAUAGCAGUGGGAAAUGGCUUGGGAUCGUGAACUCGAGCACAAAUGGGUCCCCUCAGAACCAAAUCGUGGCUAUAGAGUUCGAUACCCUUAAGAGCCACGACGAAGAUAUCGAUAGUAAUCAUGUUGGGCUGGAUGUCAACAGUAUCUAUUCAGUCAAGCAGGUGGCUUUGGACAGCUAUGGAGUUAGUCUCUCAGCAGCAACAGAUAUUACCGCGACGAUCCGAUAUGAUGGAGCAAACAUCAGUGUCUUUGUUCACUUGAGCAAUGAUACAGGAGAAAGUACAAAGAGCCCAAUACUUACUAUGUUGAUCGAUCUCUCAAGUUACCUCCCGAAGAAUGUCUUUGUCGGGUUCUCAGCUUCUACGAGCAAUGCCACAGAACUUAACUGUGUCAAAUCUUGGGCCUUCGAGGGUUCAGACAUAGUCGAACAUCAGAAUUUGAAGUGGCUUUGGAUAGUCAUUUCUGUAAUGGUUGUAAUUGUAAUAGUAGGUGUCGUAGCGUUCUUAUGUUGGAAAAGGAGCACUUACCGUGAUCCACGCAAUCAGUACCCAAGGAUCGAGGCACAAAUCGAGGACUCGACUAUGGUUCUCAACAAGUUCCGACUGAGACAGCUCAAGAAGGCAACAGGAAAUUUUGAUCCCAAGAACAAGUUGGGGGAGGGUGGCUUCGGAAUCGUUUAUAAGGGGCACUUGCUAGAUCGGGAUGUGGCUGUGAAAAGAAUCUCAAAGAAUUCCCGUCAGGGUAUACAGGAGUUCCUCGCCGAGGUCACCACGAUUAGGAGCCUGAAUCAGAGGAAUCUUGUGAAGCUGAUUGGGUGGUGCUACGAGCGAUCGGAGCUCCUCCUUGUGUACGAGUACAUGUCCAACGGUAGCCUCGAUAAGUUCAUAUACAGGGAUGACAAGUUGAUUGCAGAAGAAAUGAACUUGAACUGGGGAACAAGGUACAAUAUAAUACGGGGGAUAGCGCGGGCUUUGGAUUACCUCCACAACGGGUGCGAGCGACGGGUUCUCCAUCGGGACAUAAAGGCAAGCAAUAUAAUGUUGGACUCUGACUUUAACGCCCGGUUGGGUGAUUUUGGACUAGCUCGAAUGAUCCAACAGACUGAGCAGACCCACCACUCGACUAAGGAGAUAGCAGGCACCCCUGGAUACAUGGCCCCAGAGAGCUUCUUGAUAGGCCGAGCCACAGUGGAGACCGAUGUCUAUGCCUUUGGGGUUCUCAUGCUCGUGAUCAUAAGUGGGAGGAUGCCCGGUGACCAGAAGGAGGAGAGCAAUAUUGUGCAUUGGAUAUGGGAGCUUCACCGCCAGGGAAGGAUUAUAAGCGCUGUUGAUUCGACAUUGGAUGGCAAUGUCGAAGAGAUGCAGUGCGUACUCAAACUUGGCUUAGCCUGUUGCCACCCAAAUCCGCACAACAGGCCAUCAAUGAGGGUUGUUUUGCAGGUUCUGGCAGGGGAGGCCCCGGAUCCUCUGGUGCCCUUGGAGAGGCCGGCUUUUGUUUGGCCGGCGAUGCCUCCGUCUUUCAAGGGAGACGUUGAUAUCUCCUUGACCAAUGGACAGCUUACUCCAAUCACGGAACUCGUGGGGAGAUAAAGCCAACGAGGAAGUUACAAGAGAAGGUCGAAGUUUCAUUGGUUCAACUUCGGAGGGCUAAGAUGAAUUUAUUACUACCGUGAAAUAAGUAUUUAGGGCACGUGCAUGUGUAAUUUCUCUUGAUUGUUAUGAAUCUUUCCAUUAAGAUGUAACAGCAUAAAAUAGGCAGGCUAGCUCGUGUAAAAUGCAUGUACAGGACUUCUGAAUUUGAAAAAGGAAUACU